UGCAGUGGUUCGCAGUCGCGCAUUAUUGUCUAAGCACGCACAAGAGUCGCGGGAAAAAUAAAUUUCAAAUCUAUCUUACACAUAGUUUAAUUGAUAUUGUAGUGAAUAAUAAUAAUAUAGUGUAGUUUUGUGUUUCGCUGUUGGAGUUUCAUUGUUUCUGUUUUUACAGAAACCAUGGCCACGUCUGCUGUUUGGCUCACGCUGGCGCUGACCGGCGUUAUGCAGUGUGUGCAUAUAACUGUAAGGAAUCCGCGGCAGAUAUUUAUCCAGCAUUCGAAUCCCGCUCAGACGCCUAUUCGUAUCUCAGGCGCAGGGGCGAGGUUUGUAAAGGUGGCUUCUGUCAAUCAACCCGCCGAUAGACUUCCAGUUUUCGGCUAUGGCUUCCAAGAUCCUGUCAAAGUUCCAACACUUCAAAUCAAAAGUUUCAGCAAUCCACCACCACCGCUUGGGUCAGGAGAGGAUCCUGCGACCCAGACCUGUGGACUCUCGCCGCCUUUUUGCUCCAAAUCGAAAUACAGAUCCAUUGAUGGGUCUUGCAAUAAUUUGCUAAGACCUGUAUGGGGAAUGCCACAAACGCCAUACGGCCGAUUGGUCCCUUACAAUUAUGGUGAUGGUGUAAGCGCGUGGCCAAUAUCACGUUCAGGAAAUCCUCUGCCGAAUCCUCGUGACAUAAGUCUCCGGCUCUUCCCCGAUCGGCAGUUGAUCGAUCCAAUAUGGAACCUUAACGCCCAGCAGUGGGGUCAAAUUAUAACUCACGAUAUGUCACUGACCGCCGGCAUUGCGCAGAGCCAUGCUGAUAGGAUUACGUGCUGCGAUAAUAAUGGUCUUCUCGCAUUGGAUGCUACAACCAACCCAUUCUGCGCUCCUAUAUUGGUACCACCGAACGAUCCUGUACAUUCCCCCCAAGGUACUCAAUGUAUGAACUUUGUGAGGACCACUUCAACUAGGGACAGAGGUUGUACACCUCCGAAUGCACCUGCUGAACCGUUAACGACUGUGACUGCUUACAUGGAUCUUUCUUUGGUCUACGGAAGCAGUGCCGGUCAAGCAAAUCCCAUUAGAGCAGGAGCUGGUGGAAGAUUGCUAACCAUUCUGAGGAAGGGUCAAGAAUGGCCUCCCCAGGAUCCCAAUGUCACGUUAACUUGCGAGUCUGCAAAAUCACCCAAUGAACCUUGUUACUUAGCCGGUGACAUCAGAGUGAAUCAGAAUCCUCAACUGACGGUGCUGCAGAUAAUUCUUCUUCGCGAACAUAACCGCAUCGCCGACACGCUUAGUCGACUCAAUCCUCAUUGGGACGACGAGACCCUGUUCCAGGAAGCAAGACGAAUACAUAUUGCCGAAAUACAGCACAUCAAUUACUACGAAUACCUUCCUAUUUUCCUUGGUUUCGAAAACAUGGUGAAAAACAAGUUAAUCUACCCCGGAGCACAUGGUUAUGUAAACGAUUAUAAUCCAAACGUUGAUCCCACGAUCUUAGAUGAGCACGCUACUGCCGCUUUCAGACAUUUCCAUACGUUGAUCCGAGGUUAUUUAAAGUUAAUAUCGGAACGUCGUGCACUUGUCGGGGCGGUUCGUAUGAGCGACUGGUUCAACAGACCCUUGCUAUUGGAAAUCAACGACUCCUUCAACAACUUGGCAAGAGGCCUUACUGUUCAGGAACAAGACUUCAGCGAUCAAUUUUGGGACACGGAAAUUACACAGUUCAUGUUUAAGCGCAAUAAUACAUUUGGCGGCGAUUUACGAGCUACAGACAUCCAACGCGGUCGAGAUCACGGGCUAGGUACUUACGCGGUGACUCGUGCAGCCUGCGGCCUGCCAGUGCCAAAAAGUUUCCGGGACAUGCAAGAUUUUAUGUCAACGGAGAAUGUAAAAAUCCUUCGAGGUCUGUACGAGUCCUCUGAGGACGUUGAUCUGGUUGUGGGUGGGUCUUUGGAGCGGAAUGUACCCGGAGCACAGGCUGGACCAACAUUCCUCUGCAUCCUCACCGAGCAAUUUUACAGAACAAGGGUCGGAGAUAGAUACUUCUUCGAAAACGGUGCCGACCGUGAUACUGCUUUUACUCCCAGUCAAUUAGAAACAAUACGAAGCGGUGCAUCGAUGGCACGCUUGCUCUGCGACAACGCUGACGGAAUCAAUUCAAUGCAACCGAGGGCUUUCCAGCAGAUAUCGCCCGGGAAUCAAGUAGUAUCCUGCGAUGACUUACCCGCCGUGGACCUUAGCUUAUGGCAGGAUGCAAGUGGAUUAUUUAAAUAAAUAUAUAACUUAAGUUCUAAGUUCAGGCUAAUGUAAAGAACGAAAUGAAGUCAGGAUAGUAAUUUUAUUGUUUUUCUUAAUAUGUAUAGUUUUAUCAGCUAUCCAUAAGAUAAAAAAUAUUUUCUAGAGUGACCAGUUAGUGUUUACCUAUUUCCAUCAGAUCUUGUUAUGGAUCAUUGAAAUAGUAAGCUUUAGACUCACCUACGAUUUUGAUGUCCAAUAUUAUCAGAGUUAUGUUUAUUCAUGUGCAGUAGAAAUAGAUUUCGAAAAUAUUACAUUCCAUUUCAUUUAAACUAAAUAUAUGUUAUUAAUACGUAAAAUCCAUUAGAAUUAGUUAAGUUAGUUAGUUUUGAAUUAAGUGUAAAAAUAACGUUUUUUUUAUAUGCUACCAUAUUAGCGUCAUCCUUAUGUUUGCAUCGUUCUGCUUGGUACGGGAUAUCUCUGAAACACUUUUCUGUUUGCUAUAUUCCGCCAGUAUAAUUUAUGUUCAACAGCACGAAAAGAGAAAUUUCUAAACUGACGCUCUUGAAUUCUUUCGUUCCUUGCUGUAUCAUAAAAUUUAAAAAAUAUAUAUAUCAUGUGUGACUCAUCCUUACGAUUCAGUAAAAAUAAAGUUAUGCGCUUUCCACACACAUUGAGUACUAAUUCCUAUCUUUACACUCUGUGUCUCUAGUAUCUAGUUAUCACUAUGAUACACGGCGAUGGGGGCAGUAUUAUGCUCUAAAAGACUGCCUUCUAAUGGGGGACUUCGAUCUCUCGUCCCGAGGUAGCGUCGAUCACGCCAUGAAAUUUAAGAGUUCCGGUAACCAUAUAACCUUGAGGUUAUCUUUCUGCUUAAAAAUAAAUUGAAUCGUAUUUUAGACCAUGUACAGCGUACCCAAUUAUAAUAGUUUCAAUAUGUAAUAAUUUUGGUGGCAAUUUAUCAACGUAAUCUCGACAGUGGUGCUCAAAUUUUCGUAUUAUGUAAAACAAAUAUUGUAUUGAGGCAGACAAAUCUUGGAUCGAUAAUAAUUGUGCCGAGCUUAUACGAUACAUAAUGCCUUUUUACAUUAUAUUUGAUAAGUUUUCGUUCGGUAGCGUGACUGAAAAAAUGGAGACGAUGAGAUAAUUUUUGGCUCCGAAAAUCUUCUUGAUUCUGCGGUGGACCUACUUAGCCUUACUUGAUUGUUUAGUUAAUUCGUUCAAGGACCGAUUAUUCCAUAGCGUACGCAUAUAUCCAAAUGUACAUGAAUAAUUUAGAAUAUGUAAAUACAAUUAAACGUGAAUGUUAUUGUAUUUAAAUAUAAUUUAAAUUUUGUCUAAGUCAAUUUAUAUGUGUCUUAAUACUGCCUAUUGAAAACGUUUGGCAGAGUAGAUUUUAUUUCACUUCCAUAAAAUAAACAUUACGAACACAUUUAAAAGAAUAUAAAAAUACUACGGACUAUUUAGAAUUAUACGAGAAGGAGGUAUUUUGAUAAGAACCUGAAUUUACUUUGAAACUGUUUUUUUCUAAAUAA
Molecule: messenger RNA, 3749 nt
Organism: Bombyx mandarina (wild silkworm)
Lineage: Eukaryota; Metazoa; Arthropoda; Insecta; Lepidoptera; Bombycidae
Product: peroxidase
Biological process (GO): response to oxidative stress
Molecular function (GO): peroxidase activity; heme binding
Source: RefSeq, a predicted model, not a curated record